Cucurbita pepo subsp. pepo (vegetable marrow) is the source of this 2124-nucleotide messenger RNA. Its product is annotated as hexokinase-3. Gene Ontology annotation, molecular function: ATP binding; hexokinase activity; D-glucose binding. Gene Ontology annotation, cellular component: mitochondrion; cytosol. Gene Ontology annotation, biological process: intracellular glucose homeostasis; carbohydrate metabolic process. Lineage: Eukaryota; Viridiplantae; Streptophyta; Magnoliopsida; Cucurbitales; Cucurbitaceae. The record is from RefSeq and is a predicted model, not a curated record.
UCCAUUGCUUUCUCUCUCUAUCGCUCUCUCUCUCUGUAAAAACCGCGUCUGUUACGGCGUCUCACUGGCGACGACGGAGCCCGGGGAAUACGGCGGAGCGAGUUUCGGCGAGCGGCGGUGCGGUGAGUACUGUGCAAUUCAACUGGCGGCUGUGGUGUUGAAGGAUUCAAAGCGGCGUGCAUGUGGAAGCGGCGGGAGUUUGUGGGGAUAAUAAAUAGGAAGAAGGCGUUUAAACGGAGGCGUGUUUGUUUGGAUGGACUAAUUGGAGUGGUGGAUCACCGACGGCCGUGAUGGGGGGGAAGUUGGUGUUCGGUGUGGCGGUUGGUGUAGCGGUGGCGGCUUGUGCGGUGGCGGCAGUGGUGGUCGGUCGGAGAGUUGAAAGACGGAGUAAGUGGAAGAGAGUGUUGAGAAUCUUGGAAGAGCUUGAGGCGGCUUGUGAUACUCCUGUGAAGAGAUUGAGGCAAGUGGUUGAUGCUAUGGCUGUGGAAAUGCAUGCUGGAUUGGCCUCUGAAGUGUGGGGGCAUAUUCGCUGUUCUUACUGGGUGGUUCUCCUUUUCUGUUCGUUUUCCAUCUUCAGGAGCGAGAAAGGAACCUUUUAUGCUCUGGAUCUUGGGGGUACUAAUUUUAGGGUUCUGAGAGUUCAUCUCGGUGGCCAGAGGUCUCUUAGUUUGAAGCAUGAUGUGGAGAUGCAGCCCAUUCCUCAAAAUUUAAUGACCGGCACACGCGAGGAUCUAUUUGAUUUUAUUGCUUCUUCGCUGAAGGAGUUCGUGGAGAAAGCCAAUGAUCCUGAUCAGUUGGCUGCUAGAAGAAGGGAACUUGGAUUUACAUUUUCCUUUCCUGUCAAACAAACAUCUGCUUCAUCAGGCGCGCUGAUUAAAUGGACUAAAGGAUUUUCCAUUGAAGACAUGAUUGGACGAGAUGCUGCAGAAUCUUUACAACAAGCCAUCGAUAGGAUUGGACUGGAUAUGAGGGUAUCAGUAUUGAUUAAUGACACUGUGGGAACAUUAGCUGUUGGACAUUAUCAAGAUCCUGACACUGUUGCUGCAGUUAUAAUUGGCACUGGCACCAAUGCUUGCUAUCUUGAACGUACUGAUGCCAUUAUCAAAUGCCAGGGGAUUUUUACAACAUUUGGGAGAAUGGCCAUCAACAUGGAAUGGGGAAACUUUUGGUCUUCUCAUUUGCCAAGAACUACUUACGAUGGUGAUUUGGAUGCUGAUAGCCCCAAUCCCAAUGAACAGGGAUUUGAGAAAAUGAUAUCGGGUAUGUAUCUUGGUGAUAUUGUGAGGAGAGUAAUUCUGAAGAUAUCUCAAGAAUCUGAUGUUUUUGGCCCUGCUUCUACCCUGUUAUCGAUGCCCUUCAAAUUGAGAACGCCAUUGAUGGCUGCAAUGCACGAGGAUAGCUCCCCGGAGUUAACAGAAGUAGCAUGGAUCUUAGAAGACAUCUUGGAGAUAACUGAUAUACCCUUAAAGGUUCGAAAGCUUGUAGCGAAAAUAUGUGACAUUGUGACACGUAGAGCUGCUCGCUUGGCAGCUGCUGGUAUUGUGGGCAUCCUAAAGAAGAUAGGGCGGGACGGAACCAGUGGAAUCGCUGGUGGAAGAAGUAGAACUAACAUCAAACUUAAACGAACAGUUGUUGCAAUUGAGGGAGGUCUAUAUACAAGCUAUACAAUGUUUAGAGAGUAUCUACACGAGGCUUUGGUUGAAAUACUGGGAGAGGAGAUCGCCCUGCAUGUUAUUUUAAAGCCAACGGAAGAUGGUUCGGGUAUUGGGGCUGCACUGCUUGCAGCUUCUUAUUCAGCCUACGAUACGGUAUCUGUGGAUAACUCGCUAUAAAUACACACACACACACAUACGUAAUUAGAUCGACUAUAGAAAAAGUAUUCAUAUACGCAAAAUGAUAGCUUCACUUAGCUUGUACAUUUAGCAAUUCAUUUCAAUAUUUGGUAAUCUGUGUAUAAAGAAGGCUGUCCAUAUUUUAUUUGUUAUUUUUCUAUUGUUCAAAGGUGACUGUGUUCAUUCUAUUGCAUUGUUUGUUAAAUUCAUUGCAACAUAUGAAGUUGUGAACAAUGACAGAUCAUGAUUUCAAGUGGGCAUGGAAAUAUAAUGUGAAAAUUCUUCCUCUUCC